CGCCUCGGCCGGUUCGAUACUAUACGUUUCCUGAAAACCUACAUGUGUUUCACGAGGUAUGGGUGGACCGAUCACAAGAACAUUCACAUUCCGACCAAAAUUACAUGGCGGCAUAGAAUUCUGAAUCUGAAACCAGAAAUCAAAGACAGUUGAAUCUCUAUCUUCUCUUCGUUGCAGUUUGAUCUCGUCGCCCUUAAGCAAGUGCAAAGGAUUCAUGGGGAGAACGAACGAGACUUCUGCUUCUGCUAUUGAGAUUGACGAUGAUAAAUCGCCGGCUUCUGAUCAGAUCAAUCCCAAGUUCUCAAUUAAUGUUUUGCAGCUAUUAAAAUCUGCUCAGAUGCAGCACGGAUUGCGACAUGGGGAUUAUACUCGUUAUCGGAGAUACUGCACGGCACGAUUGAGAAGGUUAUACAAAUCACUGAAGUUUACUCAUGGUCGUGCCAAAUACACUAAGAGGGCCAUAACUGAAUCAACAGUGACGGAAGUGAGGUUUCUUCAUCUAGUCCUUUAUACGGCCGAGAGAGCUUGGAGCCAUGCCAUGGAGAAAAGGCAGUUGCCAGAUGGCCCAAAUGCACGCCAACGGAUAUACUUGAUUGGUAGGUUGAGGAAGGCUGCAAAAUGGGCCACACUUUUUGCUCAAUUGUGUGCCAUCAAAGGAGAUUCCAGAACCUCACUAGAAGCAGAGGCAUAUGCCAAUUAUAUGAAGGGAAAUUUUCUUUUUGAACAAGAUCAGAAUUGGGACACCGCAUUGAGUCAUUUCAGGAACACCAGGGCUGUUUAUGAGGAACUUGGAAAGUAUGGAGACUUGGACAAUCAAGUUUUGUGCCGUGAACGUGUUGAAGAGCUAGAACCAAGCAUUCGGUAUUGCCUACACAAAGUUGGUGAAUCAAAGAUACAGACUUCUGAGCUUUUAGACAUUAGCAAAAUGGAAGGACCUGGAUUGGAUCUUUUCAGAGCUAAAUUGGAGACUGUUAUGUCUGAGGCAAGAUCUCAGCAGGCAGCAGCGAUGAUGGAGUUUUGUUGGCUUGGUCAUAGAUUUCCAAUCUCCAAUGCUAAGACCCGGGUCUCCAUAUUAAAAGCUCAGGAGCUGGAGAAGGAUCUAUAUGGCCCAGCAGCUGACUCACUGUCUACAGAGAAAAGGGUUGGCAUUGUUGACAAGAUCUUUGCUGCAUAUCAUGAGGCCAGAAGCUGCAUCCGCAAGGACUUGGACUCUGCAGGAAACGCUGAAACUGUGAAGGACAACCUGAAUGGACUUGAUAAGGCUGUUAGUGCCAUCUUAGUGCAGCGCACAAUAGAGAGAAACCAGUUACUGGUUAGAAUUGCCAAAAGUAAAUUUAAUAAGCACCGCGAGGACAAAGGUGAGAAAAUCACAAAGCCAGAGGAGCUUGUUCGUCUAUAUGAUCUUUUAAUACAGAACACAACUGAUUUGUCUGAUUUAGUUAGUUCUGGAAGAGAUAGAAAACCCGAAGAAGUGUCUUUUGCCGAAGGGUAUUCUAUUAAGGGCCUAGCUUUUUUGGGCAGAAGGUGCUUUUACUUGGCUAAAUCUUACAGUUUAGCUGGAAAGAGGGCAGAAGCAUAUGCAUUGUACUGCCAUGCUCGCACUUUAGCUGAUAAUGCUCUCCAGAAACUUCAGUUUGUGGCUGACUCUGACAUGGUACCGAUCCAAGGGUUGAAGCUGUUAGAGAGCAACUGCAGAUCAAACAGUUGCAUUGAACAUGCUACAGCAAUUAUGGAAGAGACAGUGGCUCCAGAAAAGCUCUCUAAAGGAAUCUCUACCAUAUCAUUGACUGGAGCUGAGAAGAAGGUGGAAAAAUUUCUUCUUGAUAAACUUGAUCUUUUUGAGUCUGCUGUUAGCAACUCCAACAUGAAAGAAGUUCCGCGGAUUGAAGCCUUCCCUCCAGCCUUUCAGCCGGCUCCUCGCAAUCCCAUUGUUUUGGACAUAGCAUUUAAUAUGAUUUGAGUUUCCAUCCCUUGAGAACAGGAUGAAGAAGGACAAAAAGGGAUUCAUCAGUAGGCUUUGGCGAUGACGACCCCAAACUUUGGUAAUGUGUUGAUGGGUUUCUUUUCUGAAUGAGAGAAUCUAGAAGUCACUCUCAACUAUCUUUACUCAAGAGAGUUGAUUUUGUAGCAAUCAUGAAAUUUUUAAAAUUGUGAAUGUAGUGAUUCAAAAUGCAUGCUUUCUACUUUGAUGCAUGAUCUGAAUUCAAACAUAUACCUUUACCAAAAAAAAUAAAGAAUUCAAAUAUAUACAGUUUGAGACUAUUUUUGGGAAAUUGAAAAUCAUGAAUUAUUGCUUCUUU
Macadamia integrifolia is the source of this 2300-nucleotide messenger RNA. Its product is annotated as signal recognition particle subunit SRP68-like. Gene Ontology annotation, cellular component: signal recognition particle, endoplasmic reticulum targeting. NCBI's taxonomy places the organism in Eukaryota, Viridiplantae, Streptophyta, Magnoliopsida, Proteales, Proteaceae. Gene Ontology annotation, molecular function: signal recognition particle binding; 7S RNA binding; endoplasmic reticulum signal sequence receptor activity. The record is from RefSeq and is a predicted model, not a curated record. The transcript has 14 exons. The coding region runs from base 215 to 1960 and encodes 581 amino acids. Gene Ontology annotation, biological process: SRP-dependent cotranslational protein targeting to membrane.